GAAGGUAGGGACCCCUGCUCGAGGGACUCGCAGUAAUACAGAUCUGCAGAACAAGCAACAACAGCAUUUGUCCAAUAAUACAGGAACCGUACACUGAGAUGGAGGCCAGGCAACAGGGUCUGCUGGAGAAACAACCUCUUCAAGAAGUAGAUGAAGAUGUGGUAGCAGCCCUGAGCAACAGUGUUUCUGAUGAAGAAAGAGAAGAGAUGCAAGUAGAGCUAGACAAGCUAGAAGAAGAAAUCUCCACAUUGAGACAAGUUCUGACUGCCAAAGAGAAGCACCACGCCGAGUUAAAACAGAAACUCGGAGUUAAUCCACUAAGUGAAUUCAGACAGAACUUUAAUAAAAGCUGGCAUGAAAUGCAGACCUCCACAGCGUACAGGAAGACACAGGAGACCUUCAGCACUGCAGGACAAAAGGCCUCUGCGGCUUUGAGUAACGUAGGCACUGCAAUCAGCAGGAAGUUUGGCGAUAUGAGGAAUUCCUCUAGUUUCAAGUCCUUCGAAGAGAAGGUUGAAAGCACUGUAUCCACUUUAAAGUCCAAAGUGGGAGUUCCAAGUAACAGUGGAGGAAGUUUUGAAGAGGUCCUGUCAUCCACUGCCCAUGUGAGUGCCCAGGUCACCCCUGCUGUUGCUACCAAGCUGGCAGAGCAGUGAGCAGCAGUGUUAGAACACCAACUGACCUCACAUUCUGAGCACACUGAGGGAGGACGAUCCCGAGAGACGAGGCCUGAGGAUUCAACUGACAGUAGAACUACUUUUAGAGGCCUGUGUUUUAAAACCUCUCUGUUGUUACUUACAAGAGUGAAAAAAAGAUUGUUUGCAUCAGACUCGCACAUAUCUUCUGGAAAGUUGCCUCAAAAUUAGUUUUACUUAAGAUAUUUAUAAGCACAACUGUGCAUUACUUUGAAUAUGAAAUGUUUC
Molecule: messenger RNA, 923 nt
Organism: Polyodon spathula (Mississippi paddlefish)
Lineage: Eukaryota; Metazoa; Chordata; Actinopteri; Acipenseriformes; Polyodontidae
Product: tumor protein D53-like
Exons: 6
Coding region: 99-656 (185 amino acids)
Biological process (GO): positive regulation of MAP kinase activity; positive regulation of apoptotic signaling pathway
Cellular component (GO): cytoplasm
Source: RefSeq, a predicted model, not a curated record